This is a messenger RNA of Sordaria macrospora k-hell, 4302 nucleotides long. Lineage: Eukaryota; Fungi; Ascomycota; Sordariomycetes; Sordariales; Sordariaceae. The record is from RefSeq and is a predicted model, not a curated record.
AUGCCGGUCGCAUCCCAUCCCCAGGCCAAAUUCGACCCCAUUCCGCCGGAUCUCGAUCUUCAUGCCCUGGUCGAAAAGACGCCAAACUUCCAUUGGGUCCUGCGUGUCUCGGCAGCUCAGAUCCGCAACAUCGGUCCUCAAGAGUUUGAGAGACUCGUUUACCUUCACGUUAUCCGCGGCGGCAAACCGCUGGUCAUCGAAAAAUGGAACGACCGACUACCCAAGACGCUGUUCAGCGCAGAAUGGCUCGAGGACACAUAUAACAAGAAACAGGAAAAUGUUCGCGACAUCGUUUCUCAAACCGACAUCCCGAUGACUAUGGGUCAUUACCUCCGAUCGAUGAAGCAGUUGACGAACCAAUGGACCCCGAACAACUUCCGCGACGAGCGCCGUCAGCGUCUCUACCUCAAGGAUAUCGACUGCCCACCCGAGUGGCACGAGCGCCUCCAAAAGGUCAUUCCGACGAACCUGUUUUACAUGAACGACAACCUCGACAGGAAGGCUUCGAGGCGCUACGAUGACUACGACUACGUGGAGAAGUCCUGCGCCCCAGCCGGUGACCUGAUGAGCAGUCUUCCCGAAGAGAUGCGCGCCCAGAACCUGAUGUGCUACGUCGGCCACGAAGGCACAUACACUCCCGCCCAUCGCGAAAUGUGCGCCAGCUUGGGCCAGAACAUCAUGGUGGAUGCAUCCGGAGAUGAGAACGGGGAGAAGCCGGGCAGCUCGAUCUGGUUCAUGACCGAGACCAAGGACCGCGAGGUCGUCAGAGAAUACUUCCUCUCUAUCCUGGGACACGACAUCGAGAUUGAGAAGCAUUUCGCUCAGAUCAACGCUUGGAAGAAGGCGAACUUCCCCGUCUACAUUGUGGAACAGAAAGUGGGCGACUUCGUUCUGGUUCCUCCUCUGGCUCCCCAUCAGGUCUGGAAUCGCGGCACUCGCACCAUCAAGGUUGCGUGGAACAGGACUACGGCUGAGACCCUGGAGAUGGCCUUGCAUGAAGCUCUUCCCAAGGCAAGACUUGUCUGCCGUGAUGAACAGUACAAGAACAAAGCGAUCAUCUACUUCACACUACAGAAGUAUUACAACCAGAUGAGAGAGAUGGAGCAGAAUGCCGACAUUGGGUUGCUCGGCUUUGGUCAGGAUCUGAUGAAGAACUCUUUCCGCAUGACACAAAUCGCCAAAGACUUCAAGGCUCUCUUCCGCUUGUUCACUGAGAUUCUGGUGGACGAGAUGUUUGCCAUAAAGGAGAAGGAGAUUGAGUACGUUGAGUUUGACUCCUGCAUUACCUGCUCGUACUGCAGAGCCAACAUUUUCAACCGCUUCCUCACCUGCAAACACUGUGUUCGCACCCUGGUUACUGGAGAUGAAGACACCUACGAUAUCUGUAUGGAGUGCUACGCCAUGGGACGUUCGUGCCUCUGUGUUUCCAACCUCACUUGGUGCGAGCAGUGGAAGUGGUCUGACCUGGUGGAUCGUUAUGAAGAGUGGCGAGCUCUUAUCAUCAAGAACGAUGGUUAUGUCGACUAUGACACUUCUCCCCUACCGUUGGAGCUGGCGAGGAAGAAGACAGGCAAGAAGUCUGUGGCACAAAUUUGCCAGGAGCAACUUCGGAGACGGCCAUGGAAGGAUAUUAGCAAACUUGACAAACCUGAGGAGCCCGAAGUCUCGGAGCCAGAAUUCGACGAAAAUGGCAAGCCUAAGAAGAAGCCACGUCGCAAAAAGAAGAAGGGCGAUGUUUACCGUUGCCAUGUUUGCUCGCACAAAGACUUUACUUACAAGCUCGCAUUCUGUUCGAAUCCAGGCUGUUCAGAAGCCUACUGCUACGGUGUCCUCUACCGAGCGUUCGAUCUCAUGCCCCAGGAAGUCCUCCAAAACGAGAGAUGGGAGUGCCCUAAGUGCCUCAAGAUGUCCAAGAAAUACGCUGCUUGGACACGAUACUCGCCCAUCGCUGACGAUCGGAGUGUGGAAACACUUGUCGAUUUCAAGGUGCAUAACCUCAACUGGCUCAAGACCUCUGGCGACGACGGCCGCAACGUUCAAAGCAAGAGAUUGCAAAAGCUACAGCAACAGGCUGAGGCUGAGAAGGCUAAGAACGCAGACGACGUACACAUCGAGGUCCCUGCCUUACAGAAUGGCGAGCAGGCAGCAGGAGCUGAAAACACGGAUGACGCUUUGCAGCAGUCCAUUGCCGACGGCUUGGGCGGGGGCCAGGAGAGGCCGGAUGUCAAAAUGAACGGCACAUCUGCCGAGCAACCCAGCGCUGCCCAACCAGCGGGUCCCGCCGAGGUUGCGGAUAUGUCUAUCGCCCCAGAGGAUCAGGAUCAGUCCGCUUACCCUGAUCCGGACUUGUUCGGCCAGGAGCGUAUGCUUGGUAUGGGUUACUACCAGCAGGAUGAUGAUAGUCCGGACAAGAUUCUGUUCGACCCUUAUCAGCGACCUACGGCCGAAGAUUACGUUGUUGACGAAGAGCCCGAGUUGAUGUCUGAGUAUUUGAAGAAGCAGCUUCGGUUGGCUAAACGUAGGGCUCGCCAUGCCGAAGAUGACGAUCCUGAUUUUGCUGCACCUCGGCCUCACCAUCGGAAGAAGCAGAAGCUCGACAAGACUUCUUCCCAGCCGCCACCUACGCGGGACGGUCAAGAUGAUGUUCUUGAGAACAUGGAUCCGGCUCUCUUUGAUCAGACGAUGCCGGAUGUUGCCGGUGAUAUCAGAGCUGAAUCUGCCCAGGCUGGCGCCUCGCAGCCUGCAAACGGCCAGCCUUCGGAUGAGGCAGGUGAGAAGUCUGGUCAGCGCCUGUACCCAGCCAACGUGCCUACCCUUCGACAUGCAAGGCCCAAGAUCUCUUACAGGGUCGAUGAGGACAACGAGGAGGAAUUCAACGAUAUUCUCAUCCCUCGCUCGCAGAAACCUGAAUACCGGGCAGCUGCGGCACCGGCCAACGUUGUGCAGAGUAUUGAAGGGCCGACUGGUCCCAAGGACCCCUUGGAUCUUGCUUCUGCCGCCGUUCUCGCCAUUACUGGCGCCGGUGGCGACCGUAGCAAUGAAGCCUCUCAGGAACCCAAGUCGACUCGUGCCGCUGCUGCGCCAUCUGGGCCGUCAAAGCUACGUGGACCGCAUAAGAAGCGAGGACGGCCUCCCGGACGGCCACGUAGGUCGGAAGCCCACGACAGUGAGGAUGAGGAGAUGCAUGAGGCAUCAGAACCCUCUCGGAGACGUGGACGCCCCCCGCGUAGACCGAUGGCAGCAACGGAUGCUGAGGACAGCGACCAUGAUGAGGACAUUGACGCCCAACUCGCCCAAGAGCUUGAUGGAUUUGACGAGAACGGUGAGGCCGUCGAGCGCGAUGCCGAUGCUUCCCAAGCUCCUAAGAGGAGAGGCCGUCCACCGAAGAACGGCGUUAAGAAGGUCACGGUUGAGGUCACCACCAGGACGCCCAUGCUAUCAUUGGCUGAGCGUAUGAAGCUCAAGGGCAAGAAGUUCAAGAUUGGUGAGCGCAAAAGCACCGGGGGUACGCCCGCAAAGGUGGUCGCUAAGCCAGCGCCAGUUGACUCGAUCGAGAAGAGUGCCUCUCCUGCUGUCUCUGGACGGGCGACCCGGGGUGCUGGGAAGGAGACUUCCCUUCCUGUGCGUGAGUCGCCUAGGACGACCAGGACCAGGACCACGUCAGCAACUCGCCAGACUGUCCAGCCUGCAGAUGAGGAACCUCACCACUCCGAGUCUGAACGGGAGGAACUUGAGCCCGAGCAAGAGAAGGAGAAGUCUCCAGAACCAGCUCGCCACUCUGUAUCUCAGGCAUCAGUCCGCAUCAGCCCUCCGCGCGACGAGGCCUCGCCCAGCAAGUCUCCAGAGCCAGAACGCAGCCCAAGUGUCAGCGCCUCGCCCGAACCUCCAAGUCGUGCGCCAUCCGCUCCAUCAGUCACCCGCAUCUCUCCCUCCCCGUCACCUUCGCCACCACCACCCCCACCGAAGCCCGCAGGCCCUACCGUCGUCAGGCUCAUGGACACCGACGAUGAAGAGUCCGAUUACGGCGGCGGCAGCUACCACUCCGGAUCCCGCUCGACUUCUCAGAGGUCACAGUCAGAGCGGAGCAGAAGUGGAAGCGAAGCGGCAAGUGGUACGGGCUCUGAAGACGAGCCGAGCUCGGACUCGGACUCGGAUGAUGAGGAUAUUCCGGCUAGGAAGGAGAGUGUGCGCCAGAGCUUUACUGCGAGCAGAGGGCGAGGAGGUGGAGUUGGGAUUGUGUCGAGGGGGAGAGGGGGGAUUAGAGGGAGGGGGAGAGGGAGGGGUAGGCCGAGGGGUUCGUAA